Seminavis robusta is the source of this 2708-nucleotide messenger RNA. NCBI's taxonomy places the organism in Eukaryota, Bacillariophyta, Bacillariophyceae, Naviculales, Naviculaceae. The record is from the annotation of a GenBank genome assembly.
GUUUCUCACAAUGGCACCUCCGAAAAUAUCUUUGGCCGUACGAUGAGACUGCUUCAGACCAGACGAGCGGCACCCACCAAAGAGCCGACAAAGACACCAGCUUCUAGUACAAAGAAGAGUAGUACCGGUAGUAGGCUCGCAGCAAAGUCCUUGAAGGAGGGAGGGCUUGGUGGCAAAAAGGGCGACUUUCUCGUGGGGCUUGGAAUCGGCUUGUUGGUGUUUCUAUCUCUCUCCUUUGGAUCGUCUCCAACAACCACUACCACUGCCACUGCAGCAGGCUCAUCCAAGGCUGCGUCAACCACACAGGUUCCCGCGACUGUGAAUCCUCCCAUCAGGGCUGCUACCUCAUCUACUUCUACCACAUCGACUACUACUGCUGCUACCCCAAAGACCAUCUCCAACAGUUCCCCCAACGAUGGUCUUUCGGUAGGACUAACGGUCAAUCACUGCAGUGAGAAAUCCAACGAAAUGGGAUGGAUCGAAGAAGUUCCACCUCAUUGGCAUUUUGUGAUUUACGAACUGUGUGGGCGAAAACAAUUUGGAGCCUCCAAGCGUUGGAAAAGCGAUGGCAAUGACGAAUGCACGGGAUUUGUGCAAACCAUUAUUGACCAAUACGACAAUCUCCCGGAUGUCACCAUUUUUCUACAACAAGAUGCGUUUAUUGGAUAUGGCGCCGGUGCGGCAUCCAAGACGUACCAGAAUCAGCGGACUCCGUUCAAGAGUCUUCAGGAACUCUUCGAUGCCACACUGAAGCAUUCUCGCACGUGGAAGGAACCGGCAUUUCUGCAUUACGGCAGGGGCGCUCUCACAUUGGAAAAUGUCAAUGCCAAGGACCCUUUUAACCUCUACAAUACCCGCGAGGUUCUGGAUAUUUUUCAAAUUCCCUAUUUGAAAAACCACGAACGCAUCCAGGCAGACGAUGCCACUCAUACCAAAACAAAAGCAGGACACUAUUUUGCCGUCUCGCGAGACUCGAUUCGAUCGCGGCCAUUGGAACACUACAAAGCAUUGUUAGCGAGUGUCUCGAAAGUGGUAGCGGAAAACCGGAACGAUGGAAAUGCCGGUCGUCGACGCUGUUGUGCCUUGGAAAAUCUCUGGCAUGUCAUUUUUGGUCAGCCGCUGGAGCUGCCGUCGCAAAACACGGUAGAUCGGCUGUGGUCGGACGUGCACAAUUAUUACAGUGGCACGUGGGGGGAAGAACUGGAGCGACGACAACAAAGACAACAACAAUAACAAGCGUCGUAGCGACGGGAGCGAAGCCAUGAAAUGCAAUGCAAUCUACGUGCUCGACGCAGAUCCAGUCUCGAUUCGAUUCGAUCCAAACGACUUUUAUACCACGACACGGGGGUUAUUCCAUUUACGCUUCGACGUCGAUCGAGGCACAUUGCCUGCAUGGUCGAGCCACGAACGCUAUUCAUUCGAGAGAUGCGGCGGAUGAAUCGAAUCUGAAUGAUUCGAUUCAAUCGACACCAUGCAUGCAUGCAUGCACUCUCGCGGUUCGAUUCUCGAUCACACGAGCCUCACAAUCGAAAAAUAAAUGGUGGUCUCAUGGUAUUAGCCAGCGAGUAUGGUACAGCUGUAGCAACUAAAGAAUGCGUCGGCGGCAAUUUCCCUGUGAAUCAAAUCAAAUCAAAUCAAAUCAAAUGGCAUUUACAUCCUUUUGCAUGUGGAAGGGAAGAAUGCUACUGGUAGGUAGCUAGUUAUCAUCACAAGUGCAACCACAGCCGCACAUCAAGCUGUUACAGUCAAAGUAGAUUCCAUAGUUACCUUCACAUGGCACCAAUGCCGUACCAGCACACUCGCCAUCGAGGCCACAGAGGGACUCUGGAAACACCCCAGACAAAAGUGGAUUCUCCUCCAAAUUCAAGGUAAAUAGUGACUGUUUCAGUUCUCCAAGUUCUUGAGGCACCACUCCCGAUAAGGAAUUAUUGGAAAGAUUUAACAGACCCAAAGAUGACAUCUUGCCAAAUUCACUUGGUAUGUGGCCGGUGAAGUGGUUAUCUUGCAAAUAAAGGGUCUCCAGAGAAACCAGGUCGGCCAGCUGCACUGGUAUUGUACCAGAGAGCCUACUUUCUUCUAGCUUCAGAGCCAGAUUCAAGGAGGAAAGGCGACCAUAUUCACUUGGUAUAGAGCCAGAAAAGGUAUUCUGGCCUGCGGUAAGCAUUGUGAGCGAUGUUAGGAGCCCCAACUCGCUUGGCAAGGUCCCUAGAAGAGAAUUGUUUUGUAGAGAUAUCGACAAGAUGUUUUGAAGUAGACCAAGCUCACAUGGAACUGUUCCAGUUAGACUGUUGCCUUGAAGUGCAAGCCAUUCAAGGUGUUUCAACCUGCCCAUUUCAGUAGGAAUUGUGCCUUAACGAAACAACAUUGUUAGCCUUUGCUGAUCAUUACCAUCAAACCACAUACGUUUUGCAACAAAAACCUACCAGAGACACCUCCAAAGUCCAUCACGAGCCAUCGGAGCUUGGGGAUGUUGCCAACCUCAGUUGAGAUGGCGCUCUUCAAGUCACCAUUAUUUCCCAAAGAAAGUGAUACCAGGUUGGUUAGCUGCCACAGCUCCGUGGGAACUGAUCCGCUGUGCUCAUUGUCACUGACAAGAACAGUUCUCAGAUUUGUCAGCAUACCAAUUUCUGAAGGUAUAGGCCCUGCAUCGCGCACAAAACUAAUUGAGAUCCCUUGUAACAAGGAAAGCCGUCCAACCUGGGUAGAAA